Messenger RNA from Macroventuria anomochaeta, 557 nucleotides. RefSeq lists its product as uncharacterized. Lineage: Eukaryota; Fungi; Ascomycota; Dothideomycetes; Pleosporales; Didymellaceae. The record is from RefSeq and is a predicted model, not a curated record. The transcript has a single exon. The coding region runs from base 213 to 494 and encodes 93 amino acids.
CUGUCUGCUAAUUGGCCGCCACAUACAAUUUCCUCGUCAGCGCCCACUGGUACUACACACUCAGAGGUCACGCCAACACUCAACGCGAGGGAGUCGGUUCUUGGCAUUGGGUGACUGCCACAGACUAGUUAACUAAAACGGUCUUCUCAAGCAGCCACGUCAAGCCUUUGAACUGGGUCAGUCAAAGUCGAGCAUGUGCUUCGUAGUGACUAAUGCGCCCGAUAGCUGGCCAUCGGUGGCAUAUUGACUGUUUCCGCUGCAACACUUGCGCUACCCUACUUGAGUCAGACGCGAAUCUGUUGCUCCUGGGGGACAGUUCCUUGGUCUGUAACAACUGUACAUACAGCUGCAGUCAUUGCGUCAAUAAGAUUGAAGAUCUGGCUAUUUUGACUGGCAAUCAGGCCUAUUGUGCACACUGUUUUACAUGCCGAAACUCUGAACGUAAGAUAGAAAAUCUUCGCUACACUCGCACAUCGCAGGGCAUUUCUGCAUGAGCUGUCAUGAGAGUCUAUUGGCACGCCGACGCAAAAAGUCUUAGGUCCCUCAAUCGGUAGCAG